Messenger RNA from Cervus elaphus (red deer), 6423 nucleotides. RefSeq names its product SERTA domain containing 4 (gene SERTAD4). The coding region runs from base 3611 to 4669 and encodes 352 amino acids. The record is from RefSeq and is a predicted model, not a curated record. The transcript is spliced from 4 exons. Gene Ontology annotation, cellular component: nucleus. NCBI's taxonomy places the organism in Eukaryota, Metazoa, Chordata, Mammalia, Artiodactyla, Cervidae.
ACCGCCGUGAGUCAUUUCCUUGGAAUCCUACCUUUGGUGUUUAUUUCCCUUAGAAGGAAACUUGGUUUAAAAAAAAAAAAAAAAAGAAGAAAAGAAAGAGUAAUCAUAGCUCUUAUUCUUCAGGAGAGGCGCACGGCUCCAACACCGUGGAAAGACAACUUGCCUUUGUUCCCAGACACUUGGGGUGGUGUUUACUUUCUCCCGCGGCCAACGGCUGGCGGAGCUCUGCCGGCUUUUCCCCCUGAGGGGCUUGGGCUAGGGCCCCCGACCCCCGGGGUGUGUCACUGUGGGAACUCGGACGUCGGCUGCUGCCCGCCUGCAGGGGGUGGGUCUCCAAACCUCAGACCCCCAGUCUUGGGCGUGGGAUGGGGAGACCUGACGCCCCGGGCAGGGCUUGGACCCCCACCCUCAUCCCCUUCUGGUUUGGCACCCCCGUUUCCCAACCCCAGGAUCCGACCUAAAUCUCUUGGCCUUUCAGAGCUGCAGCUGAGAAAUGUAUCUCCCAGGGCAGACAGGUGUACUGCAGGGACUGGUAGAAAAGCGACAUCUGCCUAUAUGGAAGGGUUGAAAGAUUUUAUUCCACUCACCCAGACCCUGCCACCACCAAGCCAAGCUGUUGAUAGCUUGUUAGGGACAAUGUCAGAUCAAGGGCUUGAUUCCACCUGGGCAGGAUAUCUAAGACUGACAACUUCAAAGAUAUAUUGAAAAUACCAGCUCUUUAUUUCCGUGCUUUUCAGUAUUGGAGUUAGACCUCUGAACUGCUCUGAUGCUCUUAAUAAAAUGUUUUCCAAUGAUGGAUGAGAGGGAUGGGGUGGGCAAAGAAUGACUGAGAUCCCCUGUUGGAUGGCAGGCAUCACUGAAUCUGCAGCUACCCUGUUCUCUGUGCCAGCCACUACUAUUAGCAUCAUAAUGGCUCCAAGGAGAGAAGCAGCCCAACUCAUCUGGAAGAACCAUAGUGUGUAAAACCGCCUGGUAACUUUACUGUGAACAUUUGCUGGCAAAACUUGACACUUUAGCCCUCAGCCUUUGGGGAAUGCUUGAGGUGUCAUUCUGCUACCUUCCCUUGGCUGACAAAACAGACAUGAGGAGCCUGAGGAGAAAAGAUUAAGGGCUUUCUAGUUUUUGUUUUUUAAACCCUCUUAUAGACAAAACAUACUUUAAUACCUUUCUUUUGCAUCCACUCACCUCUGAUGUUAGAAAAACAAAAUUAUCAUAAAUGUGCAUCUCUCUGACUGUAUCUAGUAUUCACAGCUCAUAAAUUUGUGAAUUUAAACUUCUGAACUCAGUAGCAGAAUUACAGUGUAAAUCUCAUUGUACUGAGGGAAAAAAUGACAGUUCGGAUGUGUACACAAAAUACAAAUAAAACGAUCAUGCAAUAUCAUGGCUUAGUGCCCCAUUCUCCAAUUCUUCAUGAACAUUGAACUUGCCUCCUUAAUCUGCUAACAUCCCAGUGAGUUCUAAAUAGACUAGGAAGACUCAACUGCAAAAUCUCCUCCCUGCUCCCAAAUAAUUCCAACUUAUUUAUAUUUUAUUCAGACAUAUAAAGUACUUGUGGAAUUCAGCCUCUCCAAUUGAGGAUUUUGUGUGUAAAAGUUUCCCAUUCAAAAAAAAAAAACUUACUGAAACUAGAUAGUAUAAAAGGAAGAAACAGCCAAGAUAAAAACUAUUAUGCCAUGAUUCAAGCUCAAAUGCAUAAGAAUAGAAUUUCAUGUGCCGGAAACAAUACUAACAAAAAGAAACACUGAAAUCCUUAACCAAAAAACUAUACGAGGAUAAGUCAUUAAAAUAUAAACAAACCCCUACUAACAUAAAACGGCGCAGGGCCCAUAUAAUGUCCUAUUAAACAGGUAAUUGCUGCUAGGGGCCUGCAAAUGUUUCUCUUGUCUUACCGGGUAUGGAUUUGUCAACCUGCUUUAGUUUAUAUGUAAUAAAAUUUCCACAUAGGCAAAAAACGUGGAUCUUAUUUCCAGAAUCCAACACAAAAGUGAGUGUAAAUUUCGAGUGAGAAAAUAGCAGUUGCAGUCAAUGAGACAUGGUUAUGGACUCAGAAAAAGCUCUAUCAUUCUUCUGCUCCUGGCAGAAGCACUUCCUGAUAACAAUUGUCUCUUAGAAUAGGGUAACAAAUUGGACCAUUUCAUGAGAGUCUUCCAGGGAACAGAUCAUCAUGAGGCUUGAUACCUUGUUUGGAUGCUGAGUUUGAGCAUCCGUUCUAUUGCGUGAUAGAAUGGCUUAGUUUGUGAAAUCAGUGUGGUCUAAAUUUCUUGAUUGAUGACUCAAAGAACAGAAUAAAUGGCAUGUCUGACCAUUUCUUUUUACAGAACUUUUUUUUUUUUCUUGAAAUAAGGUUUUCCAACAAGUCCUUGCUGCCACUUUUAAAAGAAAAGGGUUAGGUGGAUCAGACAGGGAGGCCUGGCUCGCUGCAGUCCAUGGGUCGCAAAAAGUCGGAACUGACUGGGCGACUGAACAACAACAAAGGUGGUUUAGCAGCCCAGAUCAGCUGGGUCCUCAUCGUCGACCCUGACCUGGACAUCUCCCCUGUAUGUCAGAAGGCCGGGCUUCCUUCAGUGAGGUUGGGAAAGAAUUUCGGGUCUCAGAGAGAAACCUGGGUGAUGGAUGGAGUCACUGCUUCCAAGAGCUUCUCGGAUAGCCAGGACAUUUCCACUUAAGCUAUUUCCCCUUCCCCUGAUGCCCUUCCUCCUUUACCUGGAAGUGGACCCUUGUUUUAACAUGUAGGUAAUAAUAGUCUCCUACAAGACAAUAGUAGAUUACCCUUACCCCCCAAACAUUACAAACUAUAAUUUGGAGAAGAAAGCAAGAAGUAGACCCUUAGUGUCUUUCAAACAAAUCAGUCUUCAAGAGAGCAGACCUUGACAUCACUCUUUGUGACAGUUCUUUAAACGGCAAAGUGAGAUAGUGGAUGUUUGGGUCUCAAAGGAAUCGGGAGGUUAAUAAGGCACUGAGGCUGCUUGGCUGUCACCCCAAUCUCUGGCCCCGAGUGUUUGGGCUGCUUCCCCCUUGCACUCACUCUGGACCCCACCUCAAGCCCUACUUCGGACCAGGUACAGACACUGAACCCCCAGGGGAACAGCCCUAGCACCCCAGGUGCAGAGCAGCCCAGGGCCCACCUUAAGAGCAGAGAGGCCUCCCAGCCUCCCCGCAGGCCCCGGGGAGGGGCGUGAAGUGCACCGGAGGGCAGUGGUGUCCUGCCUCCUGGAAAGUUUCUGCCUUGCGUGGAGCUUCGCUGUGCAGAGUUGUCGGCUGCCUCUGGCCCCGGAGCCCUGGCUCCUGUUUAAUAUUCCGCCUGCUCCGUGGAUGUUGUGCUUGGCUCCUGUGGGACUGCAACUCACGGCUGGAAACUGGAGCCAAUUUUCUGUCUUCAUCUCUCAGUGUUUUGACUGGAGGCAGAUCCAGUUCAGGCCGAUCAGGGCUGGUGGAAACAACUACCAAGUGUGUCUCUAUCUGCUUCGCUUUGGGAGAAGAAAGUGGAGGGAGCCCCAACAUGUUGUAGGGGAACUGGCCCUGCGGAAACUGAGGAAGAGGGGGCCACGGGCACGUGGAACAGACCAAAUCUGAGAGCGUCAGAUGGAAUUCCGAUCUGAGGCUGUCAGAGAUGACUCUGGUUCUGUCCAUGAAUAGAUUCUGCGAGCCCAUUGUCUCGGAAGGAGCUGCUGAAAUUGCUGGGUACCAGACACUAUGGGAGGCUGACAGCUACGGAGGCCUGAGCCCCCCGGGGCCAGCCCAGGCUCCCCUGCAGGGAGACCGGGGAGCCGGUCCCCCACUGGCAGGAUCACAUUACAGGGGAAUUUCAAAUCCUAUAACAACAUCCAAGAUCACAUACUUUAAGAGGAAGUAUGUGGAAGAAGAGGAUUUUCACCCACCACUCAGCAGCUGUAGCCAUAAAACCAUCUCAAUCUUUGAGGAGCGAGCCCACAUCCUUUAUAUGUCCUUAGAAAAGCUAAAGUUUAUCGAUGAUCCUGAAGUGUACCUCCGAAGAUCUGUCCUUAUAAACAAUCUGAUGAAAAGGAUCCAUGGAGAAAUUAUCAUGCAGAAUAACUGGUGCUUUCCUGCCUGCUCUUUCAAUGGCACCUCUGCCCAGGAGUGGUUUAUGGCUCAAGACUGUCCUUACCGGAAACGACCUCGGAUGGCCAAAGAGGAGUGUGAAAAGUUUCAUGCCUGCUGCUUGUACCAGGAAUGUGGUGGUCACUACCUAAAUUUACCCCUCUCGGUCAACGCUAAUGUCGGAAGUGCCUCCACCUCUGCCUCCUCUUCCUCCCCCUCCGCGUCUUCCUCUUCCUCUCCCCCUCUGCCUUUACCGAGCUGUUCCCACCAGGUGGAUUUUGAUAUAGGCAGCGCACCUGUUUACAAGGGUGAUAGCCAGAUACCCGCCAGUGAAAUCUUUGUUACUAACGUCCGGUCACUUGGUGUUCAGGAAAAGGCCAAAUUAAAUGAUGAGAAAGUAAAUGAUGACACCAACAGGGAUGGUGGCCCCCUGAGCCAUGGACCUGUGGGCAAUGACCUUGCUUUUGAGGGCAAAGGCCAAUUUUAUGAUUAUUUUGAGACUGGAUAUAAUGAAAAAAGCAGUGUAAGUGAGUCUUGGAAAAAGUCCUUGAGGAAAAAGGAGCCUUCACCAAGUAACAAGCUGUGCUGCAGCAAAGGAAGUAAAAUAUGAGCCAUCUUCUCACGCAAACUUUGAAGCAUGCACAGCAUGAUCAGUUAGCUCUCAUAAAUUUUAUUUUGAAUGGAUUUUAUAGUUUUGUACAACUGAUACAAUUAUGCCAUGAACAUGCCAUGUCGUUUAAAUGCCUGGAGAGCAGAUUGCAUAAAACAUCUGUAUUGUAGGCAUCGGCGAGCUACUCAUAAAUGUGGUGACGUUACCAAGACGACAGUUGACUUAACACUUCAACGUAUAUCUUAGUUUUCUUACCGAGAAGAUCAGCAGAUUAGACUGGGGGACAGCAUGCCCUUGUGCUAUUUCCACGACCUGCAAGGAGCCUGUCACUAGCGAUGAACCUUCCACCUGUUUGCCAGUUAAUUAGGUAGUUAUUUGGUAAGCAAAUCGAUAUAACCAGCAAAGGAGGUCUGCUGCGUCUCUAUGAUACAGUAUUUUUUUUCUGAAUAAAAGACUGAGGACAGGGGGCUAGGAGAAAUGGCUUCCUGGUACUGUUAAAUAUUUGGAUUCAACCGUCUUGUGUGACAGAUGAAAUAGGAUAGGAGGUAAUGAAACAGCUGACUAGGGGCAACAAUCAACGAUACAAGUAGAGGGUGGUUCCUGCCAGUCCCUGGCUUGCCUGUGAUGGGUGACGAGGCUUUUAGAAAGGUGUUAUACAGGGCGAUUUUUGGUGCCUUACUUUAUCUUAAUUUUUGCCAAUGUGAAAAUUAAGGAUAAAUCAGAGUACAGCAGGGAUUUAACAAACAGGAAAAAAAAAAUUACAAACAGGGUGGAUCAAUAUUGUUUGGAAAUCUUUAACGUCGAACUAUUGCGUUCAACUUUUGAUUCAACAUCUCUAUUCUUCCUUUAUUUUUUGAUGCCCAAUUGCUUUUGGAUUUGGCAUUUUUAGAAAGGGAUGGAGGAAACAAUAGAGAGAGCUGUUAGGGACCAGCACUAGCUGCUCAAGCUUUUCUAUGGCAACGGUCUGUUGCUGGGGUUUGGGUUUUCUGGGUUUUGGGUUGUUUUGUUUUCUUGUCCAAUGAAGUUCAUGAACCAGUAGCAUGCAUCAUACUUUAAUCUGUUUUGCAUCAUUUCACUCGUUUAGAUUAUAAAAGCAUGUGGUUUUUUAUAUAUGACUUUUGCUGUUGAUUACGAAGCACAAUGUUAAUACAUGAUGUGGUGAUCAAUAAGGUUUUAUCUUAAAGAAUGUAAAGAUUUUCGUUUGGGGAAAGUUAUUUUGGAGAAAUGGGACUCAGUCGGCAAAAGCUCCUAUGUAUUUGGCCAACAUUUUUCUCAGUCGUUUUUUUUCAUGUGUACAUUGGCAAGAGUGUUCAGAGGGGCCCCUCUGACCAUCCUUCCUUCCACGCCAGCCAAUUCCUCCUGCUAAACUCUAUUCCCAUUUCCAAGGUUACUGACUGACUUGGGCCUCCUUACACAAUACUUCACAGGAACCAAAUUCCAAAUGGAGGAAAUAAGUAAGUCCUCCCAGUUUCUCCAAGAUAAAGCUUUUUUUUAUUAUUGCUAUUAAUAUUAAAUAUAGGUCUCAUUCAUACAGUGUAUGAGUAGGAUCGUCAUUUGGACAAUGUCCACAAGGACCAAUUUUUAAAACCCGUUCUUGUGUUAUGGCUGAAUAGUCUAGUGAUGUUUUGUCCUUUAUUUUCAAUAUUUGAUAAACAUUUGAUGUUGAAAACUUAGAUGAUAGAUGCUUGUAUAUGAAUGUGUUGUAAUAAAGUGAGGUUUUCUGGAUAUAUAUUUAUUAAAAUGAUCAAAAUUCA